CUAAAUGUAAAUGCAUUCUGUCACAAAUAAAAAUAUUUAAGUUAGCAUCAGGUAGCUAUCGACCAAUAUUCAUAUACGUCGUUAUAUAAGUCAAAUACAGAAUUAUUGAUUAUAAGCGUGUGAAGCAUGUUGCUUUGUCAAACUGGAAAUGUAUUUUUAUGACAAAUCUAAUAUUUACAUAGCAUCUUUUACAAUGCAAAUCGUGUCCAAGCAGAUUUACGGGUAAAUAACGUUUUUCAUGCUUCCCUGUUGCUAGGCAGGUUUUGAAGCCUGGUUUAAGCUGGUCUUGGCUGUUCAUGUGCAGGUGCUACGCUUAAAAUCCAGCAUAAGCUGUUUUUUCAGCAGGGUUGUUUCUGAACUUUUGCUUCACUGGAACAUAAAACGUUUUCCCCCUUCUGCCCUGAAAGCGUGCAAACACAGGCUCAUGAAUCAGUGACUCUGCCCCCGCCGAUGAACUUUAAUGAAGCUGCAAGCAGAUCCUUCUGUUCCACAGGUGUAGUGUUUUCUGAAACCGGAUCGGUUCAAAACACAGCAGCUGCUCUCUGGACGCGGUCAGACCGGCCGGUCUCUGCUCUCCAGAUGGAUCACAAGAGCGUGAUCAAGUUCAGUCACUGCGACAAGGACAUCUACUGCUUCUUCGUGCCGGAUCAGUGUCCCGAGUGCGGCAUGAGCUUCAGCGGGAAGCGGCUGGAGGAAGCGCCGGUCAGCGUCCCGAGCCCCUUCAGUAACGGACACAAAGAACCCUGCUCUUUCCUCGUGGCCUCCGGCGAGGACGGAGCUCUCAGGGACUUCGAUGGCAGUUCUGACCUGCACACGGGAAUCACCGACACGAACGGAACAGUGUACAAUUACACGAGGUGUGGCGUCCAGCGGGAGCAGCAGGGCUGGGAGCGCUGUCUCUGCGUGCCGCUGGUUCAGCCCGACAUGUUCAGUCUGAUGAGCCAGUGGGACCAGUACCUGGAGAAGUUCUCCUCCGCCCAGACCUGGGACCCGUCCUGGCAAAGCUUUAACGAGGAAAGCCACAACUGCUACAGCUACUCUCUGACGUUCAUCAACUGCGUCCUGGCCACGCAGUCCAAGCGGCCGCUGAGCAAAGAUGAAUUCACGCGCUCCUUCGUGCUCCCGCGGAUCAAGCGGGCCUCCAAGUACACGACGCUGUGCAGAGAGAUCUCCCAGAACCACUUCUACAUCGUCGACAGUCCGCGCAGAAACUCCCGCGAGGAGGAGGACAGCAAGGACCACUGAGACGCUCGUCUUCAGGAGCCUCCUAACCUGACUUUCCUCAGUCCCGUACACAUCUUGUAUCAAGGUGAACGAAUGAUGCCCAAACGCCUGUCAGUCUGUAUUCUCUCGAGCUAAAAUGUCACUUUUUAAAGCUUUUGCUUUACAUUUAUGAGGCUGGAGCACAGAAGCAAUCAUCAGCAGCAGCAACAAUACACUGCAUGUCUUUUAGGAAAAAAAUUAUUUAUCAAAACAUCAUUUAUUAGUAACAUGCAUCGCUUAGAACUCCAUCUGGACAGCUUUAAAGGGGAUUUUUAUCAAUAUAUAGAUUUUUUUUGCACUUUCGAAUCUCAGCCAAACAUCAUAACAAACCACGCAUCAAAGGAAAAUGACUUUUUAUUCGUCUUUCUGAUGAUGUGUGACUCUCGGGUUAAAACAAAAAAGAGCUUCAUGACUGGUUUUGUGCUCCAGGGUCACAUUUAGACGCUUUUAUCUAAAGCCACUUACAAACGAGGACGAUAUCGAGCAAUCGAUCCAUAAAUAAGUCUCGGUUAGCCUAGCGCAGUACAUGUAGCAAGGGUUAUAUUUUUAUUUGAAUAAAUAUAAAAAAAGCCUAGAUAGAACAGAAUUGUGAAAGAGAACGCUAGAGUUUUUUUAAUAAAGAAAAGUUG
This is a messenger RNA of Puntigrus tetrazona (Sumatra barb), 1892 nucleotides long. It is a transcript of the gene mkrn2os.2, whose product is annotated as MKRN2 opposite strand, tandem duplicate 2. The transcript has 4 exons. The record is from RefSeq and is a predicted model, not a curated record. Bases 451 to 1245 code for a protein of 264 amino acids. NCBI's taxonomy places the organism in Eukaryota, Metazoa, Chordata, Actinopteri, Cypriniformes, Cyprinidae.